CUCUCGAAAGUUUCGCACAGGAAGCCAGAUUGUCGUCCAUGCCUCAUUCCGAAUCAGAGGAUUUGCGUGCAGAAUUCGACGCACGUAUUCUAUGACGUAUGUUGUUGCUCUAGGAAUUUCCUCAUCUUAUCAAGGAACAUGAAUUUGUUUUAGGGAGUUCUCCUUCUGGACCUGGGCGUGGUUUGAAUUUCUCGGUCAAGUUUGCGGUGCACGGAUUGCGAGGAGCAUCAGCAAUGGCGUCACAAUGUCACCGUCUCCUCCUGCAAUCUUCGUCGCUGAGAUUUUCUAGCCCCUUUUCUUGUUCGCCCUCGUCUUCUCAUUGUCGUCAACUUAAGGUUGAUCAGCUGUCUGUCUUCUCCCGGAAUCACAGGCUACAGUCGCAGCGGUUGCCUCAGACUUCAAUUUCAUCUUGCUCAAGAUUUCUUGUUCAAUGCGUGUCGUCUACCUUUGAUGGUUCGUCAAAAAAGGAGAACGACAGACAACCGAGUAAUGUGCUUUCCACUGUUAUUGACAAGGCUUCCGAACCGAUCAGAUCUUUCCCUUGGGCUAAAGCAAGUAAUCUGUUCUUCAAGAGGCUGUUGGAUCAGUUAUGGAUUGUUGGGAAAUGGUUGGCGAUUCCAUUGCUGGCAUUAUCGGUGGUUAAUGAGUUCACAUACACAUUGGUGCAAGAGAAAGUGCUCAUCAUUCCCGUUGCUAUGAUUUGCGGGAUUGUUUUCUCAGGGAUUACUAGGGAAGUUGUCCUCGAGCUGUCUCCGAGCAUUGAGGGAAGACAGUUGCCGUGGCACCUGAUAGCAUUAGGCAUACUUUUUGUAGUGCUCAAGUUAAUUGGCCCAGUACUUCCUAUUUGGGCCCAGGUCAGUGUUCCUCAUUUCGCUAAUGGUGGAUUGUGGCAAGUGGCCAAACUUGUCAACGACUGGAGGAAACAGCACGCUGAAAGUGACCAGUAGAACUAUUUCAGAUGUUGUACUACUUCAUGUGUACACCGGCUCUCUGUAUGAAAGAUCAGGUUUGAUUGCAGUCAUUUCUGAUUUUUUUCGUGGAAAUCAUUCGCUUUCGGGUUUGCUUUACGAAGUGCUGAUGUCAUAUUGCUACAUACGUAAUGAUGGUCAGUGCAUCCAGGCAUCUGUCUCUGUUACGUAAUCGAUCGAUUGCUACAGUUAGCUUCUGUGCACAAAGUGAUCAGGAUCGAGUGGAAACUUGUGCCCGCUUUAAGCUAUCUUUACUUUGGCAAUGUGCUGGUUAGGAUUACAACGAGUUUGUGUUCGCAGCUUUAGAUUUACGUUGCGUUAAGUGUUCGUUCGGGGCUUGGAGGUUAAUUAUACCGUUGGUGAGAUUGUAAGUUUCACCGGACGAGUCUCUCGAAGUCCAAGAUUUUGUGUCCAUUAGCUACCGACAUAAACUCCUGAACCCCCCACCCCUCUUGUCAACAACGUUUUACUUAAUACCCGCGGUUCUGUAAUUCGAUGCCGAAAGUUCUCAAGAGCUGAGAGUUAAUUUUGAUUGCCAACCACUAUUAUCCUAACAUUGUGAAAUCACAUCGAACUGAAGUCCCUGGUAUGUUGUGUGUACAAACAUCUACAAAACGUGGGCAGUGCGUUUGUAUCAGGGUUUGACAGCACACUCACCUGUGUGGUAGCAUGUCAAGAUCUGCUCAUACAAUAUCUGCGAAUUACAUGGGUUAUCAUACUAUGGAGGUUUACUAUGGUGAGAGAGUGGCGUCUGCUCUAUUAGUUCAUGAGGUUUAUCACUCUUUCAAUUCAUCCAAAUCUGGCACCAUGGAAGGAAUUGUGCUAUAAAAGGCACGUGGAAGGAUCUAGCUGGAAAAUGAGAGAGAGAGAGAGAGGUUGAGAGUUGACAGGUGGUUGUACAGAGAAUUUGACAACUUAAACGAAAUCAUUGCUUUGGAGGUUGGACUCCGAGUACUGUCAGGUAGAAGAAUUACCAUUGCAACCGCCCACAAAGACACCAGAGAUGAGGACUUGGGGACCUGUUUGCUGACCUGUUAUCCGUUAUGCCGAUGAAUGUACACUCUCCAUCACUUGAGCUUGGUGUUGUCAGGCGAAUGAAAGCCGACUGAACCCUCAUUGAAAUCAAAUUAUUUGUUACCAAACAAGGACUGGGACUGGAGGAUACUGAGAAACCACAGGUGCAGCUGAUUGCGGAACAGGAAUUCUCACACAGGUUAAUGCUCAUGUGUAGCAUGAGCCUCCCUACUACCUACGCUGGGCGAAUGAAGUGUAACUCGCAGUACUCGGACAGACGGCAUCUUGGAAAACCAAGCUCCAAAAGUUGAGAUCUUGCAGAUCCCCUUAGAGAAAAAAGUAAUAGUUAAUAGAAUGCAAAAGCUUGUCUUGAUCUCUCUCCAAUAACUCCAUCACACCUGCAGUUGUGAUGCAAGACCACCAAUGCUGUUUUGUUAGGGCUCAGAAGAAGAUUGAUAACCCACCUUGUAAUGGUCGAAUCUUCCGAGUUUGGUGCACGUGGGGCUACUAUGACCCGGCGGAGAAUACCGCAAAUGUAUGUCGCUUGAUGAUGGUUCGGACUUUGAAAAUGGUGCAAGCUUUGUAGCUGUGAUUGAGCCCAACGACCAGCAUGGUUUUAGGAAUCAUGCAACCUUGUCGAGGUGGCCGGACAAGGCUGGAGACAGAGAUAUUUUUGCUGAAAGCCUGUCAUCAACUUGAAAGUUGCUUAGGAGACAAACUACGGGAGAAAGUUCAAAUACAGAAAGCCUGACUGAAAAUGUAACUUAGAGUUGUACCUAAUUCAAUUUUAAGUUUUUAUUC
Molecule: messenger RNA, 2783 nt
Organism: Physcomitrium patens
Lineage: Eukaryota; Viridiplantae; Streptophyta; Bryopsida; Funariales; Funariaceae
Source: RefSeq, a predicted model, not a curated record